AUGGCAGCGAAGGAAUCUUUUCGCGAGCGGCAGACUCAGGAGUUGGAGGUUAUUAAGGCCAUCUUCGGCAACGAUGUUGAGGACCUACGACCCCAGGCGAAUGCGGCGGUGUGGAAACCCACAGACAUUAAGAUACGGCUCACACCGCUGCGGGACUCGUCCAAUGGCCUGGAGGCUUACGUCUGCACCAAGCUCCAUGUUACCUGCCCCUCCAAAUACCCAAAACUGCCACCAAAAAUCGUGCUGGAGGAGUCCAAAGGAAUGUCAGAUCAACUACUGGAGGCCCUGCUCAGCAAGCUGCAGGCCCAAUCUCAGGAGCUGCGCGGCGAAGUAAUGAUAUACGAACUGGCCCAGACCGUGCAGGCCUUCCUGCUUGAGCACAACAAACCGCCCAAGGGCUCUUUCUACGACCAGAUGCUGCAGGACAAGCAGAAGCGGGAACAGGAGCUGCUAGACAUGCAGAGGCAGCGGGAGUGCCUGCAGCGCCAGACCCUGAUGGAUGAAGUAGAGCGGCGCAAGGAGAUGUUCAAGACGGAGGCCAAGCGCCGCGGCGAGCCAAGGCGCAGCAUGAGCGAGUCGAAUCCCCGCCAUCCCAGCUCCUCGGAGAGUUCCGAAAACUCUUCGCCCUAUUAUCGCGGCCACAUCUAUCCCAGCAAGUGCCUGGAUCACCGCAACACAGAGACGCUCUACUUUCACAAGGUGGGCAGACAGAUACAGCGGGGAUGCUGUCUAGGUCACUCCCAGCGUGGCUGCAUUGCCUACACCGGCAUCGACAUGCACUGCGGCCAGCUACUAUACAUUACCGAAUGGAACAUCAAGUACUGCCAGCUGGAGCAGCCGUGCAGUGGUGGCGGCAAGUGCCACUGGAGCAGCGAGACAAAAUGCGCAGGCAAUCACAGAGUGGAUGAGGUUAUCGCCUCCAUAGAGAAACAAGUGGCCACUCUGGCCCAGCUGCAGCACAAGAACCUCAUCCCGUACGAGUGCGUGCUGUGCAUUAAGCGCAAAGAGGGGUUGCUGAUAUACCUGGUUCAGGAUUUCCUUCUCGGCACUAGUGUGUUCAGUAUCUCCUCCUCGCUAGGCUGGUGCAUGGAUGGAGCUAGGAUGGUAGCCCGUGGCAUGUUGGAUGCCCUUGUCUUCUUGCACAAUAGGGGAAUAUCGCAUAGUCAUCUGUUGGAUAGCACAGUGUUCAUGGACAACACGGGCAAUGUUCGCUGCUCAGACUACUCUCUAGUGCCCAAUCUUCUGGAGCUGCUAAGCGGACCAGGACAGAGCAGCAAUCGAGGAGACCUGCCCGCCUUGGGUGCUCUGGUGGAGAGUCUCAUGCCGACGAAUAGCUAUGAAAUGCGCGACUUUGUGGACAAAUGCAACUCGGACCGCACUCUAUCCGCUUCAGAACUGCUCGAGCAUCCCUUUCUUCGCUUUUACGUGGACAACGGGCAGCAACAGCAAUUGGUUCAGCUACCGCAACAACGACACCCCAACCCCGCCCAGCGUACGGCUAAUGCUUUGCCCUACCAGAUACCGACAUUGGCUCUCAGUCAAUCCCGCCUUCGAACCGAGUUCGAGGUGCUUAUGUACUUAGGAAAAGGAGCUUUCGGAGAUGUGCUGAAAGUGCGCAAUAUCCUGGACAACCGGGAGUAUGCUAUUAAGCGAAUACCGCUUCCCGCUCGCAGCCGGCAGUUGUACAAGAAGAUGACGCGCGAAGUGGAGCUGCUUUCACGUCUGAAUCACGAAAACGUAGUACGUUACUUUAACAGUUGGAUUGAAAGCGUGGAUGACGCAGAUGCCGCCGAAAUGGACAAGUUGCUGGGUGGAGAAUGGUCGCAGAGUCAACAGGAGCUCAGUGUGAAACCUGCAAAGUCGCCACAAAUGGGUCCCACCUUGGAGGAAGAUGAGGACGAUGAUAGCUCGUCCAGCAUGUGGAAUGCUUAUAUGCCUGCUAUUGAGGAUUCCGAUUCAGAUGGGAUUGAGUUUGUGGACUCCAACGGUAAGGUGGCUGUCUACGACAAUGAGGAGGAGGAAGAAGACUCCAGAGGCAAAACCAGCUCACCAAAGCCCCUCAUGCAAGUUAUGUACAUUCAAAUGGAGUUCUGCGAAAAGUGUACACUACGCACCGCCAUCGAUGAUAACCUGUUCGAUGACACCGAUCGCCUGUGGCGCCUGUUCAGGGAGAUCGCUGAGGGUCUCUCGCACAUUCACCAGCAAGGCAUUAUCCAUCGGGAUCUCAAGCCUGUAAACAUCUUCUUGGACUCCCACGAUCAGAUCAAGAUAGGAGACUUUGGCCUAGCAACCACUAGCUUCUUGGCUCUGCAGGCCCACGAAUAUCCAGCGCCCGUUCCUGUCCACAAUGUAACCAGUGCCGAGGAUGGAACUGGCACUGGUAAGGUGGGCACCACCCUUUAUGUGGCUCCCGAGCUCACCGGCAACGCUUCGAAAUCGGUGUACAACCAGAAGGUCGAUAUGUACACGCUGGGUAUUAUUCUGUUCGAGAUGUGCCAGCCGCCGUUCGACACGAGUAUGGAGCGAGCGCAAACCAUAAUGGCACUGAGGACCGAGUCCAUAAACAUCCCGGAUCGAAUGCUCAAGGAUCCCAAGUACGAGAAGACGGUGAAAAUGCUACAAUGGCUACUUAGCCAUGAUCCCGCCCAGCGUCCCACCGCCGAGGAGUUGCUUAGUUCGGAUCUCGUGCCGCCAGCCCAGCUGGAGGCCAACGAGCUGCAAGAGAUGCUCCGUCACGCUCUGGCCAAUCCGCAGAGCAAGGCGUACAAGAACCUCGUGGCCCGCUGCCUCCAGCAGGAGAGUGAUGAAGUUCUGGAGCACACCUACCAUUUAGGUAGCAGUCGGGCCAUGAAAUCAUGGAAUUCCAUCGUCAUAGACGAUAUAGUUUCCCUCAAUCCGGUGAUUGAGUUCGUCAAAGCCAAGGUGGUAAAUCUCUUCCGCAAACAUGGAGCUAUUGAAGUGGAUUCACCGCUCCUAUCGCCACUCUCGGCGAGGAACAGCCGGGCCUAUGCCAACGCGAAUGCUGUGCACCUGAUGACCCACUCUGGAUGUGUUGUGGUGCUGCCCUGCGAUCUGCGCACCCAAUUUGCCCGUCACGUGACCAUGAACGGCGUGAAUCUCAUCCGACGCUACUGCGUGGACCGUGUUUAUCGCGAGGAGCGGGUCUUCAACUUCCAUCCCAAGCAGAGCUACGAGUGCUCCUUUGAUAUCAUUGCACCCACAACGGGCAGCCACUUAGUGGAUGCGGAACUUUUAUCGCUGGCCUUUGAGAUCACCACCGAGCUGCCGCGUCUGCGUGACCGAAAUCUUGCGAUACGCAUGAACCAUACGAAUCUGCUGAGGGCCAUCCUUAUCUACUGCAAUGUUCCAAAGUCACAAUAUGAAGCCUUGUUUGAGGGCACCAUGGACUUUAUCGAGUCGCGCAUAUCAAGGUUCCAGUUCCACUCUAGCAUAACAGUCAUCAUGGAGAAAUCACGCACCUCGGCUCAAACCCUGAUGGACAUGCUGUUGGCCAACUUCUUGCUGACGGGCUCGAGGAGUACUGUGGAUGAUUCUGCGCUAAAGGCCCUUAUGCGGGGCAAGGGUGAGGCGGCUUCACUGGCGAGAGGUGCUCUAAGGGAACUGGAGACUGUUGUGGGUCUAGCCUACAGCCUGGGCGUGACCUGUCCCAUUCACAUAUGGGCGGGUCUGCCCCUCAGCUUUGAACGUGCCAGCAAUGGAGGAAUCGUUUGGCAGAUGACUGCUGACCUCAAACCCAAUCGUUCUGGUCAUCCUUCAGUUCUGGCAGUGGGAGAGCGUUACGAUGCUAUGCUACACGAGUUCCAGCGACAGGCUCAAAGCUUUAACUGCGCCCUGCCCUCGCGUGGCGGGCUCAGUGGCGCGGGUAUGACUUUCUAUCUGGACAAACUCGUUGCAGCCGUGGAGUACGCCAAGGAUUGUCGAGCCAUCGAUGUAGGCAUCUGUGUGUGUGGCACUCGUCCGCCUCUCAAGGACGUUACCUAUAUCAUGCGACUGCUCUGGUCAGUGGGUAUCCGUUGCGGCAUUGUGGAGGCCGCCAGCGAAGUAGGUGAUGAGGCUCAGGAUUUGGCGCGACUUGGAGCUCUACAUGUCAUUCUGGUGGCCGAAAAUGGUUCUCUCAGAGUGCGUACGUUUGAGAGAGAUCGUUUUCAGGAGCGUCAUCUAACGAGAGCUGAGCUGGUGGAGUUUAUUGAGAAACUGCUGAGAACGGAAGCGAUGAGCGGAGCCACUGUAGACAACUCAAGUCAGGUGUUCAACACUAGUGCUGGUGGUGGUGGAGGUGGCAACAGCGGUGGCAAGGAGAGGGAACGCGGUGAGAACGGUCUCAGCACGUCAGCCUCGAAUGCCACCAUCAAGAACAGCUACAGCCAGCUGCCGAAUCUCCAAGUCUCGUUCCUCACCCACGAAAAGCCCACAGCGAACUAUAAGAGACGACUGGAGAAUCAGGUGGCGCAGCAGAUGAGCUCCACUCUGGCUCAGUUCAUCAAGAAGGAAACCUUUGUGGUGCUGGUGGUGGAACUGCCUCCGGCGGUGGUAAAUGCCAUAGUGGGGGCCAUCAAUCCGCGGGAAAUACGUAAAAAAGAGACUGAACCGGAAAUCAACUUUGUGAUUGAAAGAUUUCCCAAAUACAAACGCUAUAUAUCGGAUAUAAAUGACGAGGUCAUGGAUUAUCUAACCGAUGCCAAGACACCAAUAGUAGCCUUGUACAGCAUUUCCGAUUCCUAUUACCGCGUCAUCAUCUAACCCACAGCAAAACUAAAGAUGGCAGAACUACUUAGUAGUACUCGACCUUAGGUUAAGCUUCGAAGUGUCACAAAACUGUUGUUUUUUUUGUUUUGGCCAAAAUUCUACUUGAAGUGGCUAUGUUUCUAGAUGCCAUUUAACAAUUAAUCGAAUCAAAAUUUUUUUAUAAGCCCAACUUUGAAUUACAGAGUAAGGAAAUUGAUGAGAUUGCGAGAUGACCUAAAACUUUUUAGAUCUAUCAAGAAAUCUCAUUUCAUCAAGCUCCAACUCCAUAGAUUCGAAAAAGAUUCAAAACAGAUCUGUUAUAAGGUUUAGUAAUUUUUCUUACUUGGUUUAAAGUAAAACGAAUUCCCUACUGAUGCUGUUCACGCCUAAGUCAAAAGUUGAAAACUAAGAAAAAAAGAAUCCUGUGCACAUAAAUAUAAAUUUAUAAAAAUAUAUAUUUUAAAGUAAACAUCGAGAUUUUAAGUAUCAGCUUUCAUAAGGGUAGUCUGUGGUCGAAAUAUAAUAUAUAUAUUUUAUAUACAUAACUCGAUAUUUUAAUGUGGCGAUUUAUGUACGUUAAUUCGAUGUUCUCGUUGAUAUAUCAGACCAAUUUAAGCGGAACGCUAUAAAAAUUCAAUUUAGUAACAUCUUUCUGAAAUGUUUCGAUUUUUAAAUUGUUUUGAUAAAAUCGAUAUAACUUCAAUUUUUGAAAUUCAAUUAUCAAAGUUUCACAAAAUACUUAUUUUAUAGACAUACAUCCCUAUUUGCAUAUACAGAUUUAAGCAGAUCGAGAGAGGCUUAUCCUUU
This is a messenger RNA of Drosophila serrata, 5553 nucleotides long. It is a transcript of the gene Gcn2, whose product is annotated as eukaryotic translation initiation factor 2 alpha kinase Gcn2. NCBI's taxonomy places the organism in Eukaryota, Metazoa, Arthropoda, Insecta, Diptera, Drosophilidae. Gene Ontology annotation, molecular function: eukaryotic translation initiation factor 2alpha kinase activity; protein binding; ATP binding. The record is from RefSeq and is a predicted model, not a curated record. Gene Ontology annotation, cellular component: nucleus; cytosol; cytoplasm. Gene Ontology annotation, biological process: DNA damage checkpoint signaling; regulation of translational initiation by eIF2 alpha phosphorylation; negative regulation of cytoplasmic translational initiation in response to stress.